Molecule: messenger RNA, 663 nt
Organism: Pyrus x bretschneideri (Chinese white pear)
Lineage: Eukaryota; Viridiplantae; Streptophyta; Magnoliopsida; Rosales; Rosaceae
Product: protein DELETION OF SUV3 SUPPRESSOR 1(I)-like
Exons: 3
Coding region: 207-434 (75 amino acids)
Biological process (GO): proteasome assembly; double-strand break repair via homologous recombination; mRNA export from nucleus
Cellular component (GO): proteasome regulatory particle, lid subcomplex; proteasome complex
Source: RefSeq, a predicted model, not a curated record
UAUUAAUUUUUUCCAUAAGAUUAAAACCAUAUUUUUUCAGAAAAGCAAUGUGAAGAAUAUCAAAGAUAUUUGAGAAAGGUAUAUAAAAAGAAAAAGAAAAAGAGGUAAAAGCACAAGCCAAUAAAUCAGUCCUUGAGUUAGAAGAACAAGAAAUCUCUGAAGCCUGGAUCGCCCUUGACCAGUUACUAAUUUGUGAGCUCUGUCAAAUGGAGAAGGAUCAGAAGGUUGCAUCGGAAGAAGACCCCAAGAUCGAUUUGUUCGAAGACGACGACGAGUUUGAGGAAUUCAACAUCAAUGAAGAGUGGGAUGAGAAGGAAGAAGAGAUAGAUUCAACACCACAACAAUGGGAGGAUGAUUGGGAUGAUGAUGAUGUCAACGAUGAUUUCUCUCUGCAGCUGAAGACAGAACUCGAGAGCAACGCUGAGAAGAGUUAAGUUCAUGUCUCAUUGGCUUCCUUCCUAAUGAACUUCAUGAUCGUAGUGAUUCGGUAUAACCUAGUAUGCCUGUGAUUUGGUGGGUAGCCAAGCCCUUUCAUUAGAGUACCAAAAACUGCAGUAUUUACCGUUGUUGUUUAAAGAUAAUCGACUUGCAAGAUUUCAGUAACUCAUUAUGUUCGGAAUCAUGAAGAGUGAGGAGCACCACGUAACUAUGUUCUCUCGAUUA